CCCCUCUCCGCUCAGGUGGGCGGGGGCCGUGCGGGGGCGGGCGGGCAGCUGGAGAUCCUGUCCCUGAGCCGCUCCGUGCCCCGCACGGUGAAAUCGCUGCCACUGCCGGCGCCGGUGCUGUGCAUGGAGCUGAUCCCGGAGCCGCAGCCCCACGACCCCGCAGACCCCACAGAGCCCGGAACGGCCCCAGAGCCGGCACCGAGCGCCCCCCGGCCGGCCGUGUGCUUGGGGCUGGGGGACGGCAGCCUGUUGCUGUACGGCAGUGUGGAUGCCGGUGCCCCGUGCCUGUGCUGCUGCCGCCUGCCAGGGUUAUCCUGUUAUUCCCAUUAUCCCGUUAUUCUCAUUAUCCCGUUAUUCCCAUUGUCCCGUUAUUCCCAUUAUCCCCCUGUUGCUAUAAUUCUGGGAAUUUUGGGAAUUUCUGGAUGUUUCCCCCCGGCCCAGCUGAGUUUCGAGGCGCACCCCGAGCCCGGCGCUGCCGUGACGCAGAUGGUGCGGGCGGGCAGCGGGGUCUGGAUGGCCUUCGACAGCGGCUCCUCCCUGCGCCUGUUCCACACCGAGACCCGKGAGCUGCUGCAGGAGAUCAACCUGGCCACCAGGACCACCCAGAUACUGCCCGGGCAGAAGCAGAUCCGGGUGACGAGCUUGCUGAUCGUGCCGGGCUCGCUGUGGGUGGGCACGGAGCAGGGCAUCAUCGUCCUGCUGCCGGUGCCGCGCCUCGAGGGCAUCCCCAAAAUCACCGGGAAGGCCAUGGUGUCCCUGAACGGCCACGCGGGCCCGGUGCAGUUCCUGGCGCUGGCCCUGAGCACGUGGGCUCCGGACGCRCUGCGGGACGAGCGGGACGAGGCCGACGAGGGCGGGGACGGGGACGAGGCCGAUGCCGCGGAGGUGGCRGCGCCGCGGGAGCUGCGCAGGAAGGGCAUCGUCCUGCAGUACCGGCUGCGCUCCACCGCCCACCUGCCUGGCCAGCUGCUGUCCGUGCGCCCRGCGCCGCCCGAGGCACCGCCCGGCGCCCACCACGACGAGGAGGAGGAGGAGGAGGACGGCUCCAUCUACGAGCUGGCCGGCGACCCCGCCGAGCCCGAGGCGUGGCUGCGCGGCCGGCCCUGCGCCCGCGACUCCGGCCGCAAGGAGAUCACCUCGCUGGCCGUGGUGUCCGGCGGCCGCGGGUACCGCGAUUUCCGGGCGGAAUCGGCGCGGCGCGGCGCCGCCACGGCCGACGGCUCCCUGCUCAUCUGGCAGCUGCCGCUGGCGCUGUGAGCCCGGGAUCCUGCCCGGCCGGGAAUGCUACCUCAGGAAUCCCCCGCUCCCGGGARCGGCGCCUCGCCUGCCGGCAGGGAAAAUACCCGGGAAGAACACGGGGUUUUCCCCAAAAUCCGGCAAAAACAGGAAUUGGGAGCGGUUGGGAUUCGUUCCUGGUACCGGGAUGGGCUCAGUGUGUGUGUGGAUGAUCCCUAGAGAUAGAAAUCCCAGGAUCUGUCCUGGGCCGGGCACUUCACCAGCUGGGAGGAAAAAAUUCUGGGAAAAACACAGGGAUUUUCCCCCAAAUCCAGCAGAAAAGGGACUUGGGARCGGUUGGAUUUCUCCCAGUCUKUGGUGUAAAAGGURGGAAUUUYCCCCCAAAUCCAGCAGAAAAUGGGGAGUUCGGAGCAGUUGAGAUUCGUUCCUGGUUUUUCAGCCUGGCACUGGGAUGGGCUCAGUGUGUGUGUGGGUGAUCCCUAGAGAUAGAAAUCCYRGGAUAUUUUCUGGGAAUGGCCUUGCCCUGGAUGCUUCACCAGCYGAGAGGAAAAAAUUCUGUGGAAAAAUGUGGGGUUUUCCCCCCAAAUCCAGGAAAAAAAAGAGUUGGGAG
This is a messenger RNA of Malurus melanocephalus (red-backed fairy wren), 1846 nucleotides long. RefSeq names its product rho guanine nucleotide exchange factor 10-like protein. Gene Ontology annotation, cellular component: cytosol. Gene Ontology annotation, biological process: positive regulation of stress fiber assembly; SREBP signaling pathway; actin cytoskeleton organization. Gene Ontology annotation, molecular function: guanyl-nucleotide exchange factor activity. NCBI's taxonomy places the organism in Eukaryota, Metazoa, Chordata, Aves, Passeriformes, Maluridae. The record is from RefSeq and is a predicted model, not a curated record.